Molecule: messenger RNA, 1274 nt
Organism: Pomacea canaliculata
Lineage: Eukaryota; Metazoa; Mollusca; Gastropoda; Architaenioglossa; Ampullariidae
Product: RNA polymerase II subunit A C-terminal domain phosphatase SSU72-like
Exons: 5
Coding region: 306-896 (196 amino acids)
Biological process (GO): termination of RNA polymerase II transcription
Cellular component (GO): nucleus; mRNA cleavage and polyadenylation specificity factor complex
Molecular function (GO): RNA polymerase II CTD heptapeptide repeat phosphatase activity
Source: RefSeq, a predicted model, not a curated record
CACAAAUUUUACUACUCGUUUGUACCAUAGUCUUGUCGAUCAUCUGUAAUCGAACUUAGAGAACUGUUAUAUUUUAAAACGUGAUACUUAUAACAAUCAGAAGUCUCGUUGCUUUCUUUUUAGACCUUAAUGCAAACAUUUCUUAACCACUGAGAUUCGUAAUUUUGAACGCUUAAAAUGCUGUGCAUUUUAUGAUUGCUGUUCUUAUCCAGCAGAACAGAGGUUUCGAUACCGGAUGAUUCUGAUACCCACACCGUUUCUUUCAAUCUGUUUGGUUGACUUUGUUUUUAUAGAGAUAAAUAAUUAUGUCUGAGCCACAACCAGAAUUUAAAAUUGCAAUUGUAUGCUCUAGUAACCAGAAUCGGAGCAUGGAAGCCCAUAGUUUUCUUGGGAAGAAAGGUUUUCGCGUACAGUCAUUUGGAACUGGCAAUCAGGUGAAACUACCAGGCCCAUCGCCAGACAAGCCAAAUAUCUAUGACUUCAAUGUGACAUAUGAUGAGAUGUACAAAGAUCUGAUGAGAAAAGAUCCUGAUCUCUACACACAGAAUGGUAUUCUACACAUGCUUGACCGCAACCGAAGAAUCAAGCCAAGACCAGAACGGUUUCAAGCUAGCAAGGAGAAGUUUGAUAUCGUCAUCACCUGCGAGGAGAGGGUGUACGACCAGGUUAUUGAAGAUAUAGAGAGUCGAGAGAAAAGUAUGGAUCACGUCAUGCACCUCAUCAACAUUGACAUUCAGGACAACCACGAAGAGGCCACCAUUGGAGCCUUCAUGAUCUGCGAACUUGUGACUAUGCUGUACGCCUCCGACGAUCUCGACAACGAAGUGGACGAAAUUCUUCAGGAUUUUGAGCACAAAAUCAACAGACCGAUCUUACACACGGCUCUUUUCUACUGAUAGUACCAAAUAGUCUUCCGGAGCGGAGGGACACAUACACAAAUCAUUUAUCCAAUGUGCAUGGUGACACAAGUGGGAAAAUGUGAAAAAGAAAGAAAUGUGGUGGUCAGAAUCAUAUUGUGCACAAUUUGGCUUGAUUUCAUACCUUCUUUGGGUAGUUAUUUCACUUAGAGAGUGGAAAUAAGGCAAGUGUGUGUAAAAAUAAAAAUCAGGAGACGGAAUAACAAGAUUCUUUCAAAACAAUGAAUGAGCUCAGUUCAGCGACAUAUCGAUAUGACGUGUAUGUCCUGCAAUUGGUUGUAAAUAAUCUGGUAAUUUAGUACUUUGAGUGGAAAGUUUCCGUGAUCGAAAGAUAAGAUAAACUAUGUUGAAUUUUUU